UGCCCGCCCCGGGAGCCGGGUGCCGCUGCCGCCGCCGCUCGCCCGCUUCCCCUCGCCCCGGGGGAAAGGUCAGCAGCGUCCUGGAGCCGCCGUGCCACUCCCCGACAGCCAUGAACUGCAGCGAGAGCCAGCGGCUGCGCACCCUCCUCAGCCGCCUGCUGCUCGAGCUGCACCACCGGGGCAACGCCAGCGGCCUGGGCGCCGGCCCCGGCCCGAGCAUGGGCAUGGGGGUCGUGCCCGACCCGUUCGUGGGCCGCGAGGCGACCAGCGCCAAGGGCGACGACGCCUAUCUCUACAUCCUGCUCAUCAUGAUCUUCUACGCCUGCCUGGCCGGAGGCCUCAUCCUGGCCUACACCCGCUCCCGCAAGCUCGUCGAGGCCAAGGACGAGCCGGCCCAGGCCUGCGCGGCGCACGAGUGGGCCGCCGCCGACGCCGAGACUGCCGCCGGCUCGCCGGCCCAGGGCCGCCGCCAGCUCGCCCCCGGGGCGCCGCCCGCCCCGGCCCCGGGCACCGAGCGGGUCUAG
Molecule: messenger RNA, 524 nt
Organism: Odobenus rosmarus divergens (Pacific walrus)
Lineage: Eukaryota; Metazoa; Chordata; Mammalia; Carnivora; Odobenidae
Gene: KCNE5
Product: KCNE1-like
Exons: 1
Coding region: 111-524 (137 amino acids)
Biological process (GO): regulation of heart rate by cardiac conduction; regulation of ventricular cardiac muscle cell membrane repolarization; negative regulation of delayed rectifier potassium channel activity
Cellular component (GO): membrane
Molecular function (GO): delayed rectifier potassium channel activity; transmembrane transporter binding; voltage-gated potassium channel activity involved in ventricular cardiac muscle cell action potential repolarization
Source: RefSeq, a predicted model, not a curated record